Molecule: messenger RNA, 712 nt
Organism: Camelina sativa (false flax)
Lineage: Eukaryota; Viridiplantae; Streptophyta; Magnoliopsida; Brassicales; Brassicaceae
Source: RefSeq, a predicted model, not a curated record
UUUUGAAUUGCGUAGAGCUUCCAAGAUUAGGCUAUCAAGAUUAGGUUCUCGCAUUGUUAAAGAGCUUCCAAGAGAGAGGCAUUUCUCAAUGCGUGGAAUGAGGAUUCUACAAAGGUCAUAUGGCGAAUAUCUGCAAUCUUCGGCAAUGCCACAAAGGCAAACUAGAAGUUUCCAUGAAGCAUUUUUCUCGAUUAAUCAUAUGUUUUCUGCAUCAUAUAGCACAGCCUCUGAAAAAGGUGGCGAAGAAACAGAAAAGAUAAACGUUAUCUUUGUUGAUAAAGAUGGAGAGGAAAUUCAUGUUAAGGUCCCCAUUGGAAUGAACAUCCUUGAAGCUGCUCAUGAAAAUGAUAUUGAACUCGAAGGGGCGUGUGAAGGUUCUCUAGCAUGUUCGACGUGCCAUGUCAUUGUUAUGGAAACCGAAUACUACAACAAACUCGAAGAACCAACAGAUGAAGAGAAUGAUAUGCUAGAUCUUGCUUUUGGGUUAACAGAAACGUCGCGAUUGGGAUGUCAAGUCAUUGAUGGAGUACGCUUAGCCAUUCCUUCAGCUACCAGAAAUUUUGUUGUUGAUGGGUUUGUUCCAAACUGGUUUACGGAUACUAAACUGGUUUACUAUCCGUAAAAAAACUCAUUACAUAAAAUUACCCUUAGGGAGUUAUACAAAUGUAUUUCAGACGGUGAGAUUUCAAUUGCAGCAUUGUCUUAUUGUUUC